CAUCUACACCUCCAGAACCCCAGCCCUGGCAAGCAUUGCAGCUUAAGGUGGAAAGCCCCCUCCUGACUCUCCACACCGUAGAGGUCCCCCUAUCACUCCAGUGCCUUGCUCUUGCCCUCUCGUCUAUUGGGAACUGUUGUAAAACCCAGAAGGCCCCAUGCACUGCCCCCUUUACCUGGCUCAUCAGUGUCCCAUGGCAAAGCCCACACCUCUCAGUCAAGGAGGCCCCCGUGGACCCUACUGAGUUAGUCCUCAAUGCUGAUAGAGGAGCUGUGCCCUCACUCCAAGGGCAAGUUCUUACAUAACACUCCUCACCUCUGCAACACCUUUACCUGUGCAACUGCUCCCAUGACCAGGCACACCCUGAGGUGCUAACACCAAACAGGGCUUCUAUUUGCAUGUGCUGAGCUAUGAGGGUGGGGAGAGGGGGGAUGACACUCCCAAGUUUGCUGGGCUGACAGGGGUCAUAGGGCUCAUGCAGAGAGAGAUGACAUGACACAUUUAUCCAGCAAACCUUUGCUGAGCACCCACUGAGGGCCAGCCUAGGUACCAUGUGCUGGCAGGAGCAUCCUGCCGUACGAGAGAACAGCUGACUCCACUGGAGCUUCGGAAUGGUUAGUCUGCCCAACCCCUGGGGAGGGUAUAUCCUGAGCUGGACAUCCCUGGGCCCCUGAUUGUGCUCCCCCACCCCCAGUAUUUUAUUAUAAAGACUUUUAAACACAGAAGUUGAAAGGACUGCACUGAACACCUAUAUACCCACAAUCGACUUUACAAUUAUUAGUUACAUUUGCUUGAUUACAUUUCUAUCCCUCCAUCCCUCUGUUCAACCAUUAGCACAUCUUAUUUUUUUGACUGAAGUUUGGAGUCUGUUGGUGCCCCCCACACCUCUAGGAGCCCAGCCAACUUACCCACUGCAGCUUUGCACACAGGGCGGUCUUCUCUUCCUCGGUGCAGGCUCACCCUGGAGCUGUACAACAGAUGGGCUGUGGACACCAAGAGCUUGCCCAUGGGAGCCUCAAGGCCUGGAGGCUGUCAGAUUUGAUGGCUGUCACCCUUGCACCCAUAACCUCCAUCCAGGGUCAGCCAGUCACCAAGGGCUCACACCUUAUCCUCCUGUGUCCCAGCCCCCCCCCCCCAGGUGUCAUCUCAUCAACAGAGUGUGGGCUUUGCAGCCAGAUGAAGGUUUGGGUCCAAACGCACUAUACGCUGGUGGAAGAGUCACCCAUCUCUUUGGGCAAACUGACUCUUGUUCCAAGUUGGUGAGAAAUCACUGAGAUGCUGUUAGAUUUGUGACCUGCCAGAACCCAUGUCCUGGCCACAUGGCCCUGGCCUCCACAACACAUCUGACACAGCGGGACAUUUCCUCUACCCAUCAGGAAUACCCCUGGCUCCUGAGCAGGCUUCUCUGAGUCUGGUGCCCCUGACAGCCCUGAAGAACUUCCCUGAUCCCAGCCACCACAUAGUCCACACAGACCUAACUUAACCAUAAGUCCUUGCUACUCAGCACUCAACACUUGGGACGUGAGGUGGUUCAGGGAGCCAAUCAGAGACCAGGCUUUGCGGGGUGGAGGUGAGAGCCUCACACCUGGGCUCUGUCUGAUAAAGUCCAGGCCUGGGUCCAAGACCUUGGCCUAGAGACCCUCCUCCUGACCAGAGCAUGGGAGGGUGCUGAGCCCACACAGCUGGCUUGGCCUCAGGCCUGGGAGUUUUGCCCAAGGACAAGGAGAACCAUAAAACCAGGCCCAGCUCUCAACCUCAUGCCUGCCACAAUGCUGCUGCUCAGUCUGACCGUUAGCCUGGUCUUCCUCGGCUCCUCCUGGGGCUGCGGCAUUCCUGCCAUCAAGCCGGUACUGAGCUUCAGCCAGAGGAUUGUCAACGGGGAGAACGCAGUGCCAGGCUCCUGGCCCUGGCAGGUGUCCCUGCAGGACAGAAGCGGCUUCCACUUCUGUGGGGGUUCCCUCAUCAGCCAGUCCUGGGUGGUCACUGCUGCCCAUUGCAGUGUCAGCCCUGGCCGCCACGUUGUUGUCCUGGGCGAGUACGACCGAUCAUCCAAUGCUGAGCCUUUGCAGGUCCUGUCCAUAUCAAAGGCCAUCACGCACCCUUCCUGGAACCCCACCACCCUAAAUAAUGACCUGACGCUACUGAAGCUCGCCUCCCCAGCCCAGUACACAAAUCGCAUCUCACCAGUCUGCCUGGCUUCCCCAGAUGAGGCGCUGCCUGCAGGCCUCAAGUGCGCCACCACUGGCUGGGGACGCCUCAGCGGCGUGGGCAAUGCGACCCCAGCACGCUUACAGCAGGUGGCUCUGCCUCUGGUCACCGUGAAUCAGUGCAGGCAGUACUGGGGCUCGCGCAUCACUGAUUCCAUGAUCUGUGCAGGCGGCGCAGGGGCUUCCUCAUGCCAGGGAGACUCCGGAGGCCCCCUCGUCUGCCAGAAGGGGAACACGUGGGUGCUUAUUGGCAUUGUCUCGUGGGGCACCAGCAAUUGCAAUGUACGCCAGCCUGCCAUAUACACUCGGGUUAGUAAGUUCAGUGCCUGGAUCAAGCAGGUCGUAGCCUACAACUGAGCCGACCCCAGGCCCUCUCCCCAUAUCAAUCCAAUAAAGACCCCAUGCUCUGUC
This is a messenger RNA of Ailuropoda melanoleuca (giant panda), 2618 nucleotides long. It is a transcript of the gene CTRL, whose product is annotated as chymotrypsin like. Gene Ontology annotation, biological process: proteolysis. Gene Ontology annotation, molecular function: serine-type endopeptidase activity. The coding region runs from base 1758 to 2564 and encodes 268 amino acids. The record is from RefSeq and is a predicted model, not a curated record. The transcript has 7 exons. Lineage: Eukaryota; Metazoa; Chordata; Mammalia; Carnivora; Ursidae.